AUGCCUGUCGGAAAUGUCGAGCGUAUACUCAUAGAACUGCGGCCGCGACUGCAAAGUGCCAAUUUCUUCGUUUGUUUUAGUCGGGGCUUCGCGGAGAUCAAAUCAACCAAAAUCGAUCUUGGCUCAGACCGCAUCAUAAUCAGUACCGAAAAUGAUGAUGAAUCUUAUGAAAUUAAGUUAGGAGAUUAUUUCAAGCUACACACUCAAACGCUAAGCUCGCUGAUGAUCAAGAAAAAUUACAUCUGCUUCCGGAUCAACACAAAUGAGAAUAAGUUCCACUCAGAAGUGCUAGAAAUCAAUGAUUAUAGAGCAUGCAACGAGUUCAAGAUAGAGUGUGGUUUGCAGACGGGCGUAAGCUAUACGUUGGUGUGCAGCAACUGCGGAAGCCAUCUGCGAGACGAACCGGUUACUUUCAGGCGCAUUCUGGAGCUUCCUUCUGAUCACAUGGACAGUAACGAGUGGUACUGUCAUCGUCAUCCGCAUACAGCAAACGGAGUGUCCUCGAAUGAAGAAUGUUCCUCGAAACCACCCCAUCCGAACAAGUUUGCGCCGGCGGAGACGGAUUUGUUCUAUGCACCAUUCUAUGCGCUUUUAGCUAAAACGCAUCUGGACCGGGUGCAUCUGAAGGCUGAACGAUUUCUUUACUGCAAACGGUGUCUACAAUUUCUUGGCAUGAUGAAGCGAAGCGGUUGUGCCAAAUUGUGGUAUGAAAACUUGCGAUUUCUGCAGCGUGACGAUGAUGAGUCAAAUAAAAUCCAAACCAAUUCCUUAUGCCUGUUCCGCGUUGACCAAUCUCUAUCGAACUUUCUCUAUCUAGUUCGCAAAACGGUCAACGAGUUCAACUUCAUGUCACAUUUGGGACUUCCCUCGAUUUUUAAAAUAAUAUUUGAAAUGCGCCGUCCGGGACUAGAUGGUGAGGUUUUCCAUUUGCUGCUCCAAAUAAUGGACGCCAAACUGACCGUGUUCAAAAUACGCAAAACCCUGGAUGUGGAUUCCUCGGCUUCCAACGAACAAACAGAUGAGGAUGAAGAUGAGGAGAAUGCCGACGACAAGCCCGACGACGACGAUGAUGAAGUUUUUGUGUCGGCAAAAAAGAAUAAUUGCAACAACGUUUAUCUCGACCGAUACCAAACAAUGAAGGUCAUGUACCGGUAUGAGAAGUACGAUCAACAGCCGAUUGUCAAUUUUUGGCUCCAGGAUCCGAACGUGGUUGUUGUGGAGAUCUCGGAUCAAAUGCUCCGUGCGGCGAUUUGCUAUUUGGACACCAAUUCAGACUAUGUGCCAGAGUGCUAUAGACAUAACCUUGGAUUUCAACUGAGUUAUCUUGAUAUUACAUAGAGAAAUUUCAUAAUCAUA
Toxorhynchites rutilus septentrionalis is the source of this 1356-nucleotide messenger RNA. RefSeq lists its product as uncharacterized. Gene Ontology annotation, biological process: protein autoubiquitination; protein monoubiquitination; proteasome-mediated ubiquitin-dependent protein catabolic process. The record is from RefSeq and is a predicted model, not a curated record. NCBI's taxonomy places the organism in Eukaryota, Metazoa, Arthropoda, Insecta, Diptera, Culicidae. Gene Ontology annotation, molecular function: ubiquitin protein ligase activity; ubiquitin conjugating enzyme binding; cyclin binding. The transcript has 2 exons. Gene Ontology annotation, cellular component: nucleus; cytosol; ubiquitin ligase complex. The coding region runs from base 1 to 1338 and encodes 445 amino acids.